Messenger RNA from Synchiropus splendidus (mandarinfish), 2365 nucleotides. RefSeq names its product gamma-aminobutyric acid receptor subunit rho-1-like. Bases 310 to 1743 code for a protein of 477 amino acids. The record is from RefSeq and is a predicted model, not a curated record. Gene Ontology annotation, molecular function: neurotransmitter receptor activity; GABA-A receptor activity; extracellular ligand-gated monoatomic ion channel activity. Gene Ontology annotation, cellular component: synapse; GABA-A receptor complex; neuron projection. Gene Ontology annotation, biological process: nervous system process; chemical synaptic transmission; monoatomic ion transmembrane transport. Lineage: Eukaryota; Metazoa; Chordata; Actinopteri; Syngnathiformes; Callionymidae. The transcript has 10 exons.
UGAGCGAGCCAAGCAGAGAGGCAGGCACAUCCGCCGCUGCAGGGAUCAAAUCUGUACCAUCUGACGCUCAAGGAUUUAUGGGUUUAGUCAAAAUUGCUUUUCCCACUGUGGAGAUUAAGCACCGUAGGAUGUUUCGCACUCUCAGCCGGUAGACGAGGCCAGUGCUGCUGCCGCCGCCGCCGUUUUCUUUUCCCGUUAUCAGCCCGGACGCUGGAGAGGGGAAUGUUAGAGGAAGGCAGAGUGCUCCCAGCCCUGCAGGGGGGUAGAUUUUGACUGGCAGCAGGGUCCGUCCUCUGGGGAAUGUGAACCAUGCAGGUGGAUGCUGUUCUUGUGCUCCUCUGUGUUUGCCUGGCAGGUGGAGACGGGAGGACGACCCAGUCCAGGGGUCACCGGCUGGAAACCUACACGCAAACCAGGUCCAGAAGAGAAACCAAAUUAGACGAAGAUGAAGGUCACAAAUCUGGAGGCCCUAUAUUUAAGCGAAGUCCCGACAUGACCAAAUCACCCAUGACAAAGUCUGAGCAGCUCCUGAGAAUAGACGACCACGACUUCACCAUGAGACCCGCGUUUGGAGGUCCUCCAAUCCCGGUCGGAGUGGACGUUCAGGUGGAAAGUCUGGAUACAAUCUCAGAGGUGGACAUGGACUUCACCAUGACACUUUACCUGCGUCACUACUGGAAGGACGAGCGUCUGUCGUUCCCCAGCACCAACAACCAGAGCAUGACCUUCGACAGCCGUCUGGUGAAGAAGAUCUGGGUGCCAGACAUGUUCUUUGUUCACUCCAAACGCUCCUUCAUCCACGACACCACCACCGACAACGUGAUGCUGCGGGUGUAUCCCGACGGGAACGUUCUCUACAGUCUCAGAGUCACCGUCACUGCCAUGUGCAACAUGGACCUGAGUCGCUUCCCUCUGGACACACAAACCUGCUCGCUGGAGAUAGAAAGCUAUGCGUACACAGACGACGACUUGAUGCUCUACUGGAAGAAAGGCAACGAGUCCCUGAACACCGACGACAGAAUCUCUCUGUCCCAGUUCCUCAUCCAGAAAUUUCACACCACCACAAAGCUGGCUUUCUACAGCAGCACAGGCUGGUACAACCGACUGUACAUCCACUUCACUCUGAGGCGCCACAUCUUCUUCUUCCUGCUGCAGACCUACUUCCCGGCCACUCUGAUGGUCAUGCUGUCCUGGGUGUCCUUCUGGAUUGACCGCAGAGCCGUCCCCGCUCGCGUCCCUCUGGGUAUCACCACCGUGCUGACCAUGUCCACCAUCAUCACGGGCGUCAACGCCUCCAUGCCCAGAGUCUCCUACAUCAAAGCGGUGGACAUUUACCUCUGGGUCAGUUUCGUCUUCGUCUUCCUGUCAGUGAUCGAGUAUGCGGCGGUCAACUAUCUCUCCACGGUGCAGGAGAGGAAAGAGAGGAAGCUGAGGGAGCGACUGCCGUGCACAUGUGGAAUCGGCAACCCGGAUGAGAUGAUGAUCGACCCUCAGAUCACCGGCUACGGCUCCAUGGACGUCAACACCACUGGAAAUUAUGGGAUGCCAGAGAACGGCGGGCGCCAGGAGCGAAUGCUGGCCCAGGUGGCUCUGAAUGACCCGCAGCUGGCGAGCCAAGUCAAGCCGUCCAGGGGCUACGUGAACAUUUGGAUAGACACCCACGCCAUAGACAAGUACUCGAGGGUGGUCUUUCCAGGGGCUUACAUCCUCUUCAAUAUCAUCUACUGGUCCAUCUACUCGUAAUGGCAGGCUGCGUGGAGGAGGGACCCGCAGGAGGAUCACUGCCACACACAGGGACUUUUGCCUUCUCGACCCAGCCUCUUAAAACGGACGAGCUGCGCUGCUUUCAUCACUCGUGUUUCAUGUGGUAACAAAAACAACGACCUGGGAGCGGAAGCAAGUGGAUGAUGGGACUCAUCAGCUGCCAUCAUUACGACCUGACAAUCAGAAUAACAGCAAGAUGAUAAUCAGGUUUAUUACUUCUGAACUUCUGCAGCACGUCAGUGUGAGUCUGUGUCCAUUUAUUGACUGUGAUCUUUGUAUCGUUGCCAACACUUUGCCGUCACUCUACUGCAUUGCAUCUGUGAUAUACAAGGAUUUACUAGAUGGCAUUUUAUAUAACUGCAGUUGCAAACGUCAGACUAAAAGCUUCAUGUGUUCCAAAUAUUGAUUUUCAAAGACCAUAUUUGUUACUUUUUACGCACUGCAGAAGCUCAUCUGUGUUGGUGUGAGGCUCGGGGGUUCACUGUGACCUCUCUAGUUAUUAGUUUUCUCAGCUUUCUCUUUUCAGCUUAAAAUGUUCUGCAAAAGAAGCACCAGAAAAAUAUCUCAAUUUCUGUUUAAUGUGCAAUGUUAAAUAAAUGUU